Molecule: messenger RNA, 912 nt
Organism: Caenorhabditis briggsae
Lineage: Eukaryota; Metazoa; Nematoda; Chromadorea; Rhabditida; Rhabditidae
Exons: 3
Coding region: 1-912 (303 amino acids)
Cellular component (GO): cytoplasm
Molecular function (GO): glycosyltransferase activity
Source: RefSeq, a predicted model, not a curated record
AUGUCAGAAGCUUGGAUCACACUGGCAACCAACGAUCGGUACGCGCAAGGUGCGCUCACUCUGCUCAACUCGCUUCACUCAUCGGGAACGAACCGAAAAAUUCAUUGCCUAAUUACCAAUGAGAUCUCUUCAAGUGUUCGCCAGGAACUCGAAGACAAGUUUGAUGAGGUCACUGUGGUAGACGUUUUCAACAGCAACGACUCGGACAAUCUCGCGUUGAUCGGACGACCGGACCUUGGAGUCACUUUCACCAAAAUUCAUUGUUGGCGUCUCACUCAAUACACCAAAGCCGUUUUCCUCGAUGCCGAUACAAUGGUCAUUCGAAAUUCCGAUGAGCUGUUUGAGCGUCCCGAUUUCUCAGCAGCGGCUGAUAUUGGCUGGCCUGAUAUGUUCAACUCUGGAGUUUUCGUUUUUUCGCCUUCCCUGGAAACCUAUCGAGCUCUUGUUGCUAUCGCCACUUCAUCUGGAUCCUUCGAUGGAGGCGAUCAAGGUCUUCUGAACGAGUACUUCUCCAACUGGCGCGACCUCCCAUCCGCUCAUCGUUUGCCAUUCAUCUACAACAUGACUGCUGGCGAGUUCUACUCCUACGCGGCCGCCUACAGAAAAUAUGGCGCCCAGACCAAAAUCGUCCACUUUAUUGGAGCUGAGAAGCCAUGGAGCUCGAAUACCAGAGAAAUCGGAAUCCACAAAAGCGAGCACUGUCAACAAUGGCACACAUUCAGUCAGCAAAAGUUUUCACCAACGAAGAAGGCUCAGGGACCACGCUCGUCUCAAGUGUCUCACGAUGAUACGGAAAUGCAACGUGUCGCAUGGGAAGCUGGACAUCCGGACUACUUGGGAAAAGACGCUUUCAAGAACAUCCAAAAGGCACUUGAUGAGAGCAUGGCUGAUGCGAAACCUAAAGGCCAGUAG